GAGCCAUUGCACAUCACCGCUGCAGAAUGGAGUGAAGCAUUGCAUAGCAUUGCAGUUGGCAAAGCUGUCGCCCCCCGACGCAUGCCUGCGAUUCUCUGGAAGGAGCUGGCCGACCAACUUGGGGAGUGCAUGGGCCGUCUUGCAUACUUCCCCGCAGGGCGCGUAACUUUCCCUCUGAGCUGGUGUCAGGCCUUCCUCUGCAUGCUUCCGAAACCGAACAAACCACCGCGCUCUCCAGAUGCGCUGAGACCCGUUUCGCUCCUGAACCCUGCAUCCAAAGCCCUGGGCAGAAUUUUGGCCAAACGCCUGAUCGUCUACGCCCAACCUUUCCUAGCAUCUCUUCCGCAGUUUGCUUAUGUCCAGCACAGGGGGGUCAGUGAUGCUUUGGGUAAAGUGCUCAGUCACUUCUGGUCCGUCCGUCAAAACAUUCAAGGGCAAAUCACCAACAUCCAUAAAAAGCGGGAAGGACAUGCGCAGGUUGCGCUCACAGGUGGGCUAACCCUCAGCUUUGACUUGUCCCGGGCGUUUGACACUCUGCCGCACGAUGUACUCUUCGCAUCCCUGCUGGAGGCUUCUGUUCCUAGCGAUCUGGCCCGAUUCACUGUUGCUUUUCAUAGGCAAAUCAAGUUCUGUCUCGAUGAGCACGGGAUCGAGACACUUGCGCGCAGGGGCAUACGGCAGGGAUGCCCCUUAGCGCCGAUGCUAUGGGCCAUCGCGACCGGAAGUAUCAUCCGCCGCCUGCAGGUAUGUAACGGCCAGCAAUGGGUGGAGGACACCUUGAGUGUCUAUGCUGACGAUUUCAUCAGCACGAUGGUCUUCGACAGCCCAGCCUCCCUCAACCUUGCCAUGCAACAAGGGGAGCGCUUGCUCAACACCCUUGCUGAGUACCACCUGGGCGUGAGCCUCACAAAAACAGUUGCUCUCUUCGAGGCGCGGGGCAUGGAGGCCGAGAAAGCACGGGCCCAAUACCUUGACGAAUCCAAGACCGAUCACUUUGUUCGUGUGGGCGGCUGGAGGCUGCCGCAUAGGCUUGAUCAUGAGUACUUGGGUGUCAAGAGUAGCUAUAGGGGCUUUGAGAGAGCGACCUACACACACCGGAGACAGAAGGCCACCAAAGCAUACUGUAGAUUAAUACACGUGCUCAAGGCUAAACGCAGUCUCAGUGUGCGCACACGCCUUCGACUGUGGUAUGCGUGCGUCUGGUCAGUCCUCAAACACGGCCUCUCCACUGUGGGGAUUAGCAAGGAGGUUGCUGAGGAGCUCACAGGCUACGUAGCCAAACAGCUGCGCACGAUCGCUGGCAGCCAUUCUCAGUUCACUCAUAAAUCUAAUGAGGAUUUCUUCACGCGUCUUGGGUUAACUCUUCCAGUCACAGCCUUGAGGCAGGAGGCCGAGCGCAGAGUGGAGCAGCGGCAGCUUCAUCAUGUCCAGCCUGCACGGGUGCCACAAUGCCAUACGUACAUCGCCGCACAAUUUGCCACCCUAGAGGACCUGCACCUCACCCGCACCCGCCCUAGACUUAUUCCUGUGGACACACUUGUUAGCCAAGGUGUCAGCUGCCCCGAGUGUGGACAGUCUUUUGCCACGGAAGCCUCCAUGCGUCUGCAUCAGGCACGCAAGCACAAACAAACUGUUCGACAGGAUGCAGCUGAGCAUGGGGUGCAAGAGCACUGGAUUUUCGCGGCGGAUGGAAUGCCCGAAUGUGCAUUAUGCAACACCAAGCUCAAGGAUUGGUGGAACUUCGGCGGUUGGAGACGACUAUGCCGAGACCCACACUUCGUGGAGAAAAUUGCGCACCACUGCCCACUUUGCAACAAGUAUCUUAUGAAGUCGACAUACACUAAGCGACCCAGCAACGGGCUCAGCAAAUCGGGUGUAGUCAGCGUCCGUGCGAGUGGUGCCUCGGCAACUACCAAGCACCUGGUCGGCACGCAGAUGACGAUCGACGCCCCGAUGAUGGAACCUCUGGAGGAGGUCAAGCAGUUUUGGGAAGUGGCCAACAGGUCACAAGAGCCAGAGGGCGAGACGGAGGAGGGGCGCGAGAACGCGCUGGAGGAAAGACCGAACAAAGCACCAAAAGACUCACUGGGAGGCAAGGGGAAGGGCUUUCCCAAACGCGGCCCGCCGCAAAGGCAACCUCCCAGAAAGCCAGCAAAACCCGUGCCAGACGCAGACGAGAGCCUCACGAAGUUCAUACUCUUCUGCCGCACCGAGCCUCAGGGAGUGGUGGCCACCCUGCAGAAUGUCACGACCAAAUGGCAGCAAGAACAGGAGGCGGCGCCCCAGAAGAGUCGUCUUCCCCUCAGACGCGUCCUCCUCUCAUGCCUAAUCAAGGACCCGCAAGGACGGCGUGCCACGCUGAGGGGAGAUCCAAGUCAGGUUCAGAAGGCCAAGGAGCUAGGCUGGACACAGGACGGCACUUCAUGGCAGUACCUGCAGUGGAACAUGGAAUCGCGCAAGCAUAUGACAAAGGACACGCUGCCGAUGUCAGCCCAUCGCCUGCAGGAACUUCUGGAUAUGCUCUUGGUCGAAGUGCUGAGACCUCCCGUGAUCACAGCCUUCCACGCUCACAAGGAAAUCAUGGUAUUUCAGCUGGAAAUCGGGCUCAGGGAUCCAAAAUCGUUUCAGGUGUAUCAGGCCUUCCAGGAGCUCAGUACGUGCGCGGCCACGCAAGUGGCAGGCUUCAGCAUGCGACCGGACACCAUGACCCGAUCCCCUCCAGCGAAGCUCCUUCAGAACAAGCUGUUCAAGUCGUCAUGA
Symbiodinium pilosum is the source of this 2760-nucleotide messenger RNA. The record is from the annotation of a GenBank genome assembly. NCBI's taxonomy places the organism in Eukaryota, Dinophyceae, Suessiales, Symbiodiniaceae.